Puma concolor (puma) is the source of this 849-nucleotide messenger RNA. RefSeq names its product UBX domain protein 10 (gene UBXN10). Lineage: Eukaryota; Metazoa; Chordata; Mammalia; Carnivora; Felidae. Gene Ontology annotation, molecular function: protein binding. The record is from RefSeq and is a predicted model, not a curated record.
AUGGCCACGGAAGCCCCGGUGAACAUAACUCCCCCUGAACGCAACGCUGUUGGCCGCACAGCAGCUGACAGCUUCAUCUGGCAGCCAGACUCCAUAAACAUGCACCUCACCAGGCCCAAAUCCGCCAAGGGACGGACGCGGCCGAGUCGGCACAAACCGCAGGACGCGGCGCUGUGCUCUCACCGCGCGCCGGCUUCUCUGCCUCCAGCCAUUCGCUGUGAGUCGCCAAGCAGCCAGAAGCCAGGAGCCUGUGCACCCAGAUCUCCAAGCCCGGGAGCUCCCGAUGAGAUCCCUGAGCUGCUGCAACAGGUGCCCCUGGCGGCUUCCUCUUCCCUCAAUAAAUACCCAGUCCUUCCUUCCAUCCACAGGAAGACGCUGGAGGAGGGGGCCAUGGAGACUGUCGCUCGAAAGGCCAGCUCCCUGCAGCUGAGCAACACCCAGGCUCUGUACCGAAAGGAGGAGACCGGCACUGUGAAGACAAGUGAAGAAGGUCCCAGAGCUCCAUCUUGUUCCCCAGAGAGGAAAGCCAUUGGCCGAGCCAGGAGACAGGCCUCCUCCAGGGCUGGAGACCUGAAGGAGCCAUCAGAAGGGGAGCCACGGCUGCUGCUUGCGGUCAGGUUGCCGUCGGGCCGAAGGUUCGUUCGCUAUUUCCGGCCAACUGAUGACUUAUCCAGCGUUGUGGCCGUGGCUGAACACGAGGACCAGGCUGCCUACCACCACUGCAGCAUUGAAACGAUGGAGGUGCCCCGGAGACGUUUCUCUGACCUCACCAAGUCUCUGCAGGAGUGCAGGAUCCCCCACAAGUCGGUGCUGGGCAUCUCACAGGAAGAAGGGGAGGAGUGGCCCUGA